Messenger RNA from Penicillium olsonii, 2292 nucleotides. The record is from the annotation of a GenBank genome assembly. NCBI's taxonomy places the organism in Eukaryota, Fungi, Ascomycota, Eurotiomycetes, Eurotiales, Aspergillaceae.
AUGGACCUAGAGAGCCAGGGCCAUUUACCACAGCCAUCACAGUCAUCCCAGUCCUCGCAGCCGUCGCAGUUGUCGCAACCAUCACAUCCAUUACAGCCAUCGCAGCUAUCACAUCCUCGGCCGAAAGUCAGUCGAUUAAGAGACAAGCCCCAGCUCUCGUGUAACGCCUGCCGACGUCGCAAAUCACGAUGUGACCGUCAACAGCCAUGUUCCUCCUGCUCUAGCCGUGGCCAGAUAUGUACCUACGUGGAUAACUCAGGGCUCAUGGGUUCUUCAAAGGCGUCGUCCGGGACAGCGCCUGUCGUAUAUGACCGUUUGGCUCAGUUAGAGCGCUUGGUCGUUUCGCUGAUGACCGACUCGGCGAACAAGGCACAAGCACAUCCUCCCCCAGGCUCCGAAGUCUCAGGUUCAUCAAGAAUCCCAAAUCCACCACCCAGUGAUAUAGCUGGCGAUGCUGUGGAUGGUCGCUCGGAGUGUGGUAGUAUGCAAAUCAGCGAUUCAGACUUUCACUACGUUGGGAAUCAUCAUUGGGCGACUAUCCUCGAUGGAAUCGCGGAUCUCAAAGACCAUCUCGAUCAUGAUGAGCAGUUCAGCCUCGCAAGCACCCCGUCGGAUCUUGACCUUGAUGAGCACGGAAAUCGCUUGGCCCGCCCUCGGUCGGGAUAUGCGCUUCUGCUGUAUGGAGGGCGCCGGUUAGGCUCAAAGGAAGAGAUUCUGGCAGCGUUGCCUCCGAGAUCUGCUGUAGAUCGAUAUGUUGCUCGUUAUUUCAACUACCUCGACCUAGUUUCCUCUUCUGCGGUGCAUGGCCCAAGUUUUCUACGUGAGUAUGAGGCAUUCUGGGGAAAUCAGUCGGGCACGCCUAUUAUGUGGAUUGGUCUUCUCUUCAGCAUGAUUUGUCUGGCAUGCCUUACCUCCGAGGUCCCAUCUGAACCUAAUCCCGAGGAUAUAUCGCUCCAAGUCGAUCUCUAUCGCGAGAAGAUCGUGCAGUGCUUGACACUAGGGGAAUAUACAAGGUCAGGGCCAUAUGUUUUGGAGACGGUCAUAAAUUACACAUAUGCGGAAUUUUGCAUUCGAACCGAUGCCGAUAAGGACAUCUGGUUCCUACUGGCUCUGGAGGUCAAUUUGGCGAUGCGAAUGGGCUAUCACCGUGACCCAAGUCACUUCGCCGGGAUCUCACCCUUUCAAGGCGAAAUGCGUCGUCGACUUUGGGCAACAGUUCUAAUGGGUGACAUACUGAUCUCCAAUCAAAUGGGCAUGCCGCGAAUGAUCUCCGACAGCAAAUGGGAUACUUCCGAGCCACGAAACUUGAAUGACACGGAUUUCGACGAACAAUCCACUGAGUUGCCUCUCUCACGUCCCCUCACUGAGUAUACAAACUCCCUUGGAAUCAUCGCCCGAAGGCGGAUUCUCGCGGCACUUGGGGCCGUGAUAGAUCUGACUGACGCAGUCAGGCCAUGUACAUAUGCCGAUGUCAUGCAUGUUGAUUCCAUGAUCGAAGAGGCGGCAGCUAGCAUCCCCCCACCAUUAAAGCUCAAGUCCAUGGCAACAAGUAUGACUGACGCACCACAGAUCAUUAUGGCCCGGUUAUUCCUAUAUCAUAUGAUCUACAAGGGACAGGUUGUCCUUCACAAGAGGUUCUUCUACCCCAAGUCGGACAAUUCCGAUGAUCAAGCGACCUCUUACUCGCGUAAGGUCUGCUUGGAAGCUUCCCUUGGUACACUUGAGAUCCAACAUAUUCUAGACGAGGAAACUUGCCCAGGGGGUCAACUUUAUACCAUGCGGUUCCGCGUCACGUCCAUCAUGAAUCAUCAGUUCCUUACCGCCACGAUGAUUCUAUGCUCCAUGCUUCAUCGAGGACAGACAUUGGAGCGCGAACAAGACAUUCGUGCAGCGCUUCAACGAUGCAGGGCAAUUUGGAUGAGACGGAGCGAGAGUUCCAAAGAAGCUAAGAAAGCGGCCGAGACUGUCAGCUUCGUUCUGGCCAGGGCAGAUGAUGGGCGAAGGCAUAAUCUUGCACUCACACAAGCCAUUGCGCACUCCGGUGGCCACUUUCCGCUCAACGGUGCUCCGUUUGACGAUCAUGAGGCCACAGGCUCUCUUCCAGGCGACGAUGCUACAGUAUCAUCGGAUUAUAUGAGCUUAUUUGAUCCCGACUACUUCAUGAUGAAUAGCUCUCUUAGCAGCUUCACGCCCCCAGGGCAGCCGAGCCAAAACUUUCCGCCAGCCCCGAACUUUGCAAUGAACAUGAACAGCAUGGAAAGGGGGCCUAGUGAAUGGAUGUCCAUGCCUUAG